UCUCGCUCUCUCUCCCCACUAUACAUGCGUCUCGCUCCGCCCAUUUUCUCUCUCUAGAUAGGAAAAUAUCCUCUCUAUUUUCCUACUUCAGAAUCAUUUACAUUUCUCUCUCUUCCCAUCCAAAGGAAGACAAAAGGUUCAAACAUAAAAUCAUGAGUUAUUACAAUCAGAAUCAACCCCCCGUCGGUGUUCCUCCCCCUCAAGGAUAUCCGCCGGAGGGGUACCCGAAGGACGCCUAUCCGCCGCCGGGUUACCCGCCUCAAGGGUACCCGCAGGGCUACCCUCCCCAGGGAUACCCGCCGCAGUACGCGCCCCAGUACGCUCAGCAGCCGCCGCCUCAACAACACCAGUCCAGCAGCCCCGGGUUCAUGGAGGGAUGUUUGGCUGCUCUAUGCUGCUGUUGCCUGCUGGAUGCAUGCUUCUGAUGAAAGAGAAAGUGUAGAGAGGGAUUCUUUUGAUCAGAGCAGACAAGAAAAAGAAAACAAGUUGAAAGAAUUAUUGCUCUCUGAUUUUGCUUCCAUUGUAAAGGGUCUUCCUCAAAUUAUCACCUCUAUCUAUCUUCUGCCCUUUGAAAAUAAUGUGAUGAACUUGAUCUGGAUUUCUUCCUUCCUUGCGACAGUAAUGGAUUUUUGCGCUUUCAACUUGGUUUACUAGAAUCUGUCUGCUUUGCUUUCUAUUGUUGUGUAAAUUUCUCGGAGAUUUCCCCUCCUCUUAUUGAACAUAUUGCCUUGUUGUUA
Molecule: messenger RNA, 737 nt
Organism: Sesamum indicum (sesame)
Lineage: Eukaryota; Viridiplantae; Streptophyta; Magnoliopsida; Lamiales; Pedaliaceae
Cellular component (GO): plasma membrane
Source: RefSeq, a predicted model, not a curated record